AUGAUCCCACUCAAUGGCGUCGUCGCGUGCUACGAGAGUUCACACGUGCCGCUGGCGCUUGUAUGCGCCUCGCCCAGAGUUCGGUGGGCCCUCGAAGAGGGCGCAGAGGGGCCAGUGGCGGUAGGAGCAUGGAGUCUGCGGCUCGCACGUGACGGCACUCGCCGCGUCACAUGGCGGCCGCCCGUCGCGCUGCGUCAUCUAAACAUGGCAGGUGCGAUGCGCUCUGUGGCAUGGUGGUGUAAUCGUCCCGCGGCAAACAGCAGCGAAUACCUCCCAACAGAGCUUGGCAUUGUUGCUGCUGGAGAACAUAUCGGAAAAUGUCUCCAUGGGGUGUUUGCAUUUCGCUCGCUCGUCGCGUUGUCGCUCCGCCGCGCAGACAUUGAGGAUGUAAACGUGCUUGGGAAGCUGCCCAUGUUGAAGAAGCUUGAUUUGGUUCAAGCACGUGUGGUUGACUGUGGUAUUGUAGGGCUUGGAGAAAGCAUGAGUUUGGUGGAUGUGGAUCUGUGGGGCUGCUCUGCACUCACAGACGUCAACACACUCGGCAGCAUUCCCACGCUGGAACGGUUGGUGCUUGCCGAGACGCGGGCCUCGGAUAGCGGCAUUGCUGGCCUGUCGAACAGCUCAAGCCUCCGUGAGGUCAACUUGGAAGUGUGUAAUGUUGUCAAGAGUGUGGGAAUCUUCGGCAGGCUUCCGACGUUGCAGACGUUACUUCUGGUCACAACACUUGUCGACAGCAGUGGCAUUUCAGAGCUUCGUCAAAGCAGGAGUCUCGUGGAAAUCGAUCUUUGGGGUUGCGAUGCCGUGGAUGACGUUGGUCCUUUAGGAAGCAUACCGACACUGCGAAGGUUGGACCUUUUCGGCACCUCUGUGACGAACGAGGGCAUUAUUGGACUGGGGGCGAGCCGCAGCCUGGAGGAAAUUGACCUCACGCGAUGUGAGGCUGUUAGUGAUGUGAAUGUCUUGGCGAACAUUCCGACAUUGCGGCACCUCGUGCUUUUGCACACAUCUGUGCAUGACGUCGCAGCGCUGUUCAUGAUGCUACAGGUGACGGUGGUCAUGUAA
This is a messenger RNA of Trypanosoma grayi, 1062 nucleotides long. RefSeq lists its product as hypothetical. The coding region runs from base 1 to 1062 and encodes 353 amino acids. NCBI's taxonomy places the organism in Eukaryota, Euglenozoa, Kinetoplastea, Trypanosomatida, Trypanosomatidae. The transcript has a single exon. The record is from RefSeq and is a predicted model, not a curated record. Gene Ontology annotation, molecular function: protein binding.